AAAGAGUCUACGCACUCUUACAAUCUAUGGAGGACAGAUUCCUAGAGUUUCUUUUGAUUUAUUUCUUCGUUUAACAUGUCUGAGGACACUAGAUUUGGCUGAUAGUUACCUUGAAGAGCUACCAAAGGAGAUUGGAAAGUUGAUACAUCUAAGGAACCUUAACUUGUCCACGGCAAGGUUUAGAGAACUACCUAAAUCAGUGACUAGUCUUUACAAUUUGCAGAUAUUAGUGCUUCAAGAAUGCAGUAAUCUUUGUAAACUACCUGAAGGGAUUGGGGGAUUGGUCAAUUUGAUAGAUCUUGAUCUGUCAGAAUGGAAUGUCGCCAACUAUGUUACUUACCGGAAGGAAUUGGGAGAUUAGGCAGACUGCGUAGUUUGUCGGACUUCAUUAUCGGUGGGGUGGAGAGAGGAGGAUGUAAGAUUGGAGAACUAAAAGAUCUCAACUUCCUCAAAGGUUCUCUGAGGAUAAUAGGUUUGGGGAGAGUGGAAAAUGGAAACGAGGCUAAGAUGGCAUGCUUGAAGAAUAAGCAACACCUUCGUGCUCUGUAUUUGUAUUUUAAUCAAUAUACGGGUGUUUCACGAGUUGAUGAGGAAGUCGAUGAUGAAGAAGGAGAAAAAGAAGAAAAAGAAGAAGAAGUAGAAGUAGCUGAUGGGGAAGAUAAGUUGUAGAGGAGGAGGAUGGAGGAUGUGUUGGAAAGUCUCCAACCACAUCCAAACCUUGAGAAACUAAUAAUUAGGGGCUAUCCUGGUGUUUUGUUCCCCAAUUGGAUGUUGAGUAGUAGUCAUGCAACCUUCAUGAAUUUCUCCAAUCUGGUUUACUUGGAACUGCGUGGGUGCAGGAAGUGUAAGCAAUUGCCUCCGACUCUAGGGAAAUUACCAUCCCUUGAAACCCUUGUAAUAGGUGGCAUGGCUAAGGUGAAAUUUAUGGGUGUUGAGUUUUUUGGAAUCAAUGAUGAUGGUGCUACAAGAAGUAGUGAUGGAGGAGUGGUGGUUGACACAACAAUUAUAUUCCCAAAGUUGAAAGUAUUUCACUUGUCGAAUAUGUCGAAUUUGGAGGAGUGGGACAUGAGAAUACAUAAACAAGAUCGGAAAGAGUUCAUCUUUAUGCCGUGUCUCCAGUAUCUCUUUCUUUUAUUAUUGCCCAAGUUAAGGUUGUUUCCACAGCACCUUACCCAAGCUACAACCUUGAUGAAAUUGUUCAUAUGGGACUGUCCAAAGUUGACUUGGAUGCAGUUGCCAUCUCCAUCCUCAUCAUCAUCCCAUAAUCUUCCUCCUUUUCUACAAGUUGAGGAGUUGAUUUUAAAGGAAGACGCAGGUUCAUUUUCAAAGGCAUUAGUACGAAACAACCACGUUUUUCUCCCUAAGCUCAAGUUGCUGCGUGUGAGACUAUCACCUUACUCUUCGUUACCUAAAGGCUUAGGGAAACUCACAUCACUUGAGAGUCUGGAUAUCCGAACCUGUUCUAAGAUCAAGUCAAUACCUGAGGAGGUGGGGGAGUUGCAACAUCUCACCGCACUCCAGGAGUUGAGGAUCAUGAGGUGUCCUGCCUUGAGACGACGUUGCCAAAAGGAGAUUGGAGAAGAUUGGAACAAGAUAUCCCACAUCCCAAACAUCUUCAUCGAUGACAAGAAGAUCAAAUGAAGAAGAGGG
Molecule: messenger RNA, 1650 nt
Organism: Telopea speciosissima
Lineage: Eukaryota; Viridiplantae; Streptophyta; Magnoliopsida; Proteales; Proteaceae
Product: putative disease resistance protein RGA3
Exons: 2
Coding region: 679-1641 (320 amino acids)
Source: RefSeq, a predicted model, not a curated record